CCACCCACCCACACACGCACACGCACACGCACACGCACGCAGGGCCUCGUCCCCAUGAUGUGAGUGCGUGAGAGGUUCCUGCGAGCGAACAAGAAGGCUCGGGGUUUGGCCGCCCGAGAGAGGUGCAGGGUAGUGACAGUAUUGACCCCUUUUGACGCCACCUCUGGAAGGGUAUUACCGCCCCCCGCCCCCCCACACCCCCACCCCGCUCGCUGAAAUAGCAUUAUCAUCAUUACUAUGUGCCAAUCAAUCAAGGUCUACCUGUACUAACAGUUAGCGCGUAUUUUUUAUAUAUAUAUAUAUAUAUCUCCCCCCACCUAUCGGAAACAAAAGAAGGGGGGGAUUCAGUGUCCCCUUUUCUUCCUCCCCCCCUUUUUCCCCUUCCCCCGGUCAUCCCCAUCUACCUUUGGGGACAGACGCCGAAUCAUCGGAUAUAUCAAUUUUUUCCUCUGUCCGACGCUCACGAACCUAGUCACACUGAAGGAACUUAUUAUAAAGCAGAUGUCCUCGACCAAGGUGGGAGGGAAGAUGGCGAGGCGUCGUCGCGGCUCCUCAGGCUCCGGCGGCGGCUGUGAGGAAGGGCUCAAGAACAACAAGAAGGACAAGGACAAAGGGCAGAGCGAGAGCAUCGUCCGCUACAGCAACAACAGCGGCGGCGGCGGCGGCGGCGGCGACGAGGCCAACACGAUAACGACCACGACGACCACCGCCACGGACUUCACCGCCGCGACCACGACCACCACAGUGAAGAUAUCGAGCGCGGCGUCCACGGACGCGGCCGCCACCUCCCUGGGCGCCGGACUCACCCGAGCGCAGCCGAGCGGAGGGGGCGCUGGAGGAGGAGGAGGAGGAGGAGGAGGAGGCGCAGGAGGAGGAGGAGGAGGCGCAGGAGGAGGAGCAGGAGGAGGAGCAGGAGGCGAGGCGGUGCCCACGACAGGCAGCACCUCCGCCUCGGGUACAACGACGGCCGGGCGGGGCAACAACCACCAGCGCUCAAGAAGGUGUUGCUUUCUAUGGUGCUGCUGCUGUCGCUGUUCAUGUUUAAAUGUGAAAAACCCAGACGAUCCCCUAUUGCGUCCUGGGGGGACCUUAGUUAAUGGAGAUGAACCGCCACCGACGAUAGAGGAGAUUCGGGCGUGGAGCGAUUCUUUCGAUAAAUUAAUGAAGUGUUCAGGUCUCGCUGGACUCUCGCGUGAGAGAGAUCAUCAACCGCAACAUGGUGGACCCGACUCCGCACACCUUCGACGAGGCUCAGACGCAGAUCUACACCCUCAUGCACAGAGACUCCUAUCCACGCUUCAUCAACUCAGCUAUAUACAAACGACUCGCACAACUCAAUAAUAAUGGGAGCAGCAGCAGCAGCAGAAAAGAGAGUUCUACAUAGGGCGUGUCUCUUUCUCAUUAAAUGUCUUUUAUAUCUUUCUCUCCCUCUAUCUCUAUCUGUCUAUCUUUAUAUCUAUAUGUCUAUCUAUCUCACUCGCACACUCUCACUUCGCCCAUUUUUUUCUCAAAUGUACUCCUCCACACACAAAAAGACUCAACGUUGCAACUCCAGAAGAAAUACUUUAGUCUGUGCUCUCUCUCUCAGCGACCUCGUAAUGCUCCGUUUUCCUUUAUCUCAGAUGGGGACCAGGAAUACAUAGAAAGCGUAUGUGUUAUGUAUGUGUUAAAAUGAAAACCGGGAUAGGGGUUCUGCGGUGGUCACAAUCAAAGGUGGAGAGCUGUAAUUAUAUAAGUUUGUAAGUAAAUACUUAAGCUUCAACAUUUGUAAGUACGUUCGUGGAUACCUAUGCUCCAGUGCUCGUCAUUCUUAAGCGCACAGACACCGCAAGUUGUGUGAUAAAGUUGAGCUCAAGUGUGAGCCAGACCAAUUGCUUGAUAUAGUGUAGAUGUUGUUGUUUUUCAUCAUUUUUGUACAUCCUAGGUUGUGCUACUAUUUGUUAUUCAAGAGGCAUAAAUCAGGCACUAUAAUAGGGGUCGUAACACAAAGACAAAAUCAGCAUGGAAGUGAAAAUCCGCAGGAUGACACCAUUGGUUCAAACUCUACGAAAAAAGACAUACUGUACAUUUUGGCUCCUGUGAGUUUUCUUUCAAUCAAGAUUUGCUGCUCAGUUAAUCUUUCUUGAAAGCUUACAGAGUAGCGACAGAAAUGUCAUCUUGUCAGAAGAAAAUACAAAAAAAGAAGUUAGAAAAAAAUAGAUAAAACAGUACAAAUGCGUUUUGAGCGACAAGAGUAAGAAAAAAAUAACGAAGAACUUGUGUCCAAAGUCAACUGCCAAUAAUGUUCUUUGCGCAAAGGAUUAGCAGAUUAGAUUACCGUUCUCCCUCUGGGUAACGAACGCAAGACGCAUUAAUUGUAAAUGAAGAUUUAUGUAAGAAUAUUAAACUUUUUUAAUAAGGACU
This is a messenger RNA of Penaeus monodon (black tiger shrimp), 2403 nucleotides long. Its product is annotated as regulator of G-protein signaling 20-like. The record is from RefSeq and is a predicted model, not a curated record. NCBI's taxonomy places the organism in Eukaryota, Metazoa, Arthropoda, Malacostraca, Decapoda, Penaeidae.